AUGAAUCAUGAUAACUGGAGGCCCGCUUGGACACGGUGCAACAAGUUGGAAGAUAUCGUCUGGAUAACGAAGGACGUUCUAGCUUGGUGUUCCGGUAUCUUUAUCGUGUUCUUCAACAUCGAUCACAGGGAAUAUCGAUUUCACUGGUGUUGGAACCACGACACCGGCGAGGGUGCACGAUGCCUUUCCACUCACAAGUCACUCUCUGUAUUCGCCUUCGCGGAGAAGAUCAUUCAACCGAGGAUCCUCGUUUUCUCCUAUCCGACGAUGACGAAAAUCUCCGAGUGCACCGGCGGAUGCGCUUCCGGAUACUUGGCCACUGCAUUUACACCGGUAGAUCACUUGAUCUCCAUCGGAUCGUAUCCCAUGUUCACGAUGACCGUGUGGAACUGGAGGACCGGCGAGAAGAUAAUUACCGUCAAUACUUUUAUACGCGAUGAAGUUGGACAGAUAUUAAGGAUCACUCACGUCGGGGCCACUGUCGUCGGCCAACUCGGAAAAACCUGCGGACAAUUGUACACAUGGGAAUUGGAUGUCGUUGGAAAAGUUGCCAUUUUGAAAGAUCACGAGGUGAAGCUUCCGAAAAAUCGGCCGAUUCUGUGGAUAGACUGGAGUCCAACAUCUACGGAACCGUUGCUAGCCAUCACAGACGUCGACGGCCACAUAUUUCUCAGCAAUUUCGACGGCAGCAGCAUGAAUCGCAUCGUGCUAUCGACACGCUGCGGCGUCUGCAUGGACGUGGAACCGGCAAUGGCCGCCUGGUUCCGAGACGGUAUUAUCUUACGUACAACGUUCUGUCAAAUUCGUUUCUUCUCGAGAAGUCAAAGAACAAGCUCGUGGCGAAUGGAAUGGUACGUGAAGUCGGAGACAAAGCCGUACAUUCUGGUGAUCCAUCCGUCUGACAAUCAUCGAUUCUUCUACUACACGUUAGAGGGUUAUUUAAUGCAGAUCGAUUUCAUCGAGAAGAGCGAAACUCCUCGAGUACUCAGGUACAUCGACUAUGGCGCCACUUAUCGCUACGCGGACUUUAUUUACCCGUGGUGCCAUCAUCUCGUCGUUAUUUGCGACACGAAGAAAGAGUUGAUCGUCGUCGAGUGUUACGAAGGGGAACCGAUAGCUUCCGUCGAUCUGGAAACGGACGGUGAAAUUGUUUGUCAAGUUUCGCAUCCGGACUUCCCGUUAGUCGUUUUCGGAACGGAGAAAGGCGAAGUGAUGUUCGUUACGUUCACUGAACCGACCAAGCCUAGGAUUGCAGCUCGUCUCAGGUUGCAAAGAACGCCUGUCGAUUUAAUCAAGUUUUCAAAUACUGGAAGAUUCUUGAUCGCAGCUGAGAAAAGAACCGGCGACUGUUAUUGCGUGAGUCUUGAACGCGGGAAGAUGUAUACAGCGCGAACGUUGAUCAAAGUGCAUCGCAAGAUCAUCGAUCUUCUGAUCUACGAAGGAUACAAGAAGCUAAGAAUCCUUGUCCUCUAUGAGACUGUGAAACAGCACAAUAUCGGGCAGAUCCUGCUCUUAUACGAAGCGUCACCGGAACAAAACUUGGUCACCGAUUCCAUACAUAUGUUGAAACUUCCAGGCACGUAUCGUACCUUGUACCAAGUGCCUGGGAACCCGAUGCUGCUCGUAGGAUCUCCUUAUUCAACGCGUCAACUUCGGCUGCAGAAGAUAGUGGACUUCAGGCACGUGGUUCUGGAAGAUGGUUUAGUGACGGGUCAUCAGGUUAAGCUAGCUAAUUUGUUCGUCGAUCGAUCGUGGGUCAGUACCACUGCUCUUGAUGGAUUCGUCUUAAUUAGAGAUAAAACUAUACGAAGAGUGGUGGCGCACAUCAUGACACACCACAGGUCCGAUUUGGGCACGAUCAAAGCGAUGGCGAAUAGACAGGGGGAUUUGAUCGUUUGUCUCGGGUACAAUGGCUCGUUGGUCGCCAUCAAGUCUACAGUUUCGGAAAGAAAGGAGUUCCCGCUAUCAAGAGCAACAUCCCCCGAGGAAGUACUGUACAAAGCUCAGUACGGAGUUUACGAAAAGAUGAGAAAAAAGAUGCAGUCGGACUACGCGAGCCUCGAUCCUGUCAUUUACGAGCUGUUAACGCGUCGAAAGUACGAAUUCCCCGAUCCUCGACAGGGAGACAAAACCUGGUCAGAUUGGAGGGAGGAGAUACAGCUUCAGGAGGAGGAAGAAAAAUGUAGAGAGGAAAGGACGUUAAUUCUACGAGAGUUCGAAGCGUUGCAAGGCAAAGUGAGGAAGUUACUGGACGCGAACGAAGCCAGCCCUGAAAUAGAGAAGCUUCCCGUGUCGUUUUUCGAUUUGGAUCUCGCGGGUCGUGAUCAGAAGUUGAAAGCUGGCCGCGAUAUCUGCGAAGAUCUUCAUUUAGAACUCGAGCACAACAUCUCCGAGAUGCAAAGGGUGUCUCGAUGGAUUCGCGAGACUUUCUGGAAUCGUCAGGAGGUCGUGGGCAAAUGUCUGUACGCCAUCUUAGGUAGUACGCUGGUCACCAAUUAUCCAGAGUUCGCCGAAGAACCAGACGAGAAAUACCAUUUACAGUGGGCGAAAUUCUGCAAGAAAACUGCGUACAGUAGCCUGGAGAACGACGAAUUCGUGCCUUGGAGAAUUUACACCACGGAGGAGCUGCAAGUCGAGCUGAAUAAGAAGCACAAGUUACAUCGCGAGCACGAGAGAAGGUUGGAUUUGUUGAUCGAUAACGAUGAGCAAGAACUGGAGCAAGAGAGGAUAGCUAUUGCUAAGGCAGAACUGGAAGAACAAAAAGCGAUGGGAGGCAAGAUGCUUUGCUCUUUGAUAAAGACAAUUAGUACCACUACGCAUCGAUACAUCGAGCAGUCAUCUUACUACGCUCAAGUUGGAUACUACGGAUUCGGCCAGAUGAUGACAAACAAUCAUUUGCUGCUACACGACUGCAAAAGGCUUCGUGCUUUCUUCAACCAGUCGUUCAACGAAGUAUACACAACAAAGGAAAGAGAGAUGAAGGUGAUACGCGAAAGGAUCGACAGGAUACGUUAUAUCGACUCUGAAUUGAGGACUAUGUUUCACCGACACGUACCUCACAUUCCUGUUGAUCCUCAAUGGCACUGGCAGGAAAGGCCGGAGAGCAUUAUCAAGGUGCUGGAUCACGAGGUGAAGGCGAAACCGUACAUUUCUCCGUCGCAGCAGGAAUUGUUGGAUAAGCAAGCGGCCGAGGAAGAACGGAUCAGACAAUCGUUGCUUGCUGACGACUUUCGCGAACGCGCCCUAAUGGCGAUGAUGGACGGCGUUCUGGAGAUCCGAUGGGAGGACACCAUCAAGAUAGACGUCCCUAAACCGGCUUGCAUGCUCGAGAAGAAACCGGAAGACUAUACAUCCGAGGAUAUAUUGGCGGUGAAACAGUACGAGAACGACGUGCAAUUCCUUAUGGAGGAACGGGAACGUUACAAGAGGAUGCUGGAGGCGGAAUAUGGGAGAGUCAUGGAGCUUUUGAAAGAAGGGAUUGACAAAUUUAAUGGGAAGCUGAACGACCUGUUUCACCUUAAAAUCAAUAUCGAGGCAGCCAUAAAUCAAUUGUACUUGCGGUACAUUCGUGGUUGGACCUUAAUCCGUCGUCGAAUGGAGUCCUUGCAAGAAGAAGACACACUGAAACAGCGAAUCCUAGGGAAAGAAAAAUACCAGGAAGUGCUAAACAGCCAUCUCGACACAUUCCGCCAGCUUCACGAAGAAAUGACCGCCAAGUACAGAUCCUUCGUCGCCAAAGAGAAAGCUGUAGCCAAGAAGUUCAGAUCUGAAUUCUCGUCUCUGAACAAAUUCCAAGUCGAACUGCUCGCGCAUCAGUACAAUCGUAGGCCAAAGAUAACCACGAAGAAUCUCGUGGCCUCUGAUUUCUACGAACUGGCAAGUCACGUGAAUUCUCACCUGCCGUGCAUCUACUUGCCAACCGAAUGUAAGGAUUACUUGAGGAUCUUGAAUCACUUGGAUGCUCGACCGGCUACUCUUCCGCUGACUAUAGACGCGUCCCACUGGGAAGAAUUGAUUCGUCUGCGACGCGUUAAGAUCGAUUUUGAGUUGAGAAGCAAGGCGCAACAAAUGGAGAUCGCGGACGUGGACGUCGUGAUCCUUGGAUUCGAACAGAAGAUAGAGAACUGUAAAACAGACGUGGAAGAUAUGAGGAAGAGUUUGAUCGAACUCAGGAAAUUGAGGAGGAUCGAGGAGCUGGACGUGGAGAUACAACUGGUGUUGAAGAUGGGCCAAGUGGAGAUUCAGCUCGAGGGGGAAGUAAACGAUGCGCAGAACGCGAUAUUUGUUUCGAAAACGGCCAUCGAGAGUGUAAAUGAGCUGAUCAGGGCUGCUGGAGCGUGCAAGCUGAAUGCUUUGUCUCGUUUAUUGAGCUUUCAGAGAGAUCUGGAAGAGGACCUGCGGUCCACGGAAUCGGUAACGGUAACGAAGGAGAUGCAACGGUACCUGAGGCGCAAGGCCAGAGGGCUUCCAGACGAGAAGACGCCGCAGCAAUUGGAGGACGACAUCAGUGCGGUGAAACGACAGUUCAGCAAGAUCUUGGAGGACCACCAGGCUCGGCUGGAAUCGAUCGAGAAGGAGAUCGCCGCCGUCAGAGGCAAGAACGAGCAGCUCGAUCGACAGAUCUUGGAGAUGAACAUGGCGAGGUGCGAGAUGGAGCACCAGCGCGAUCUUAUCGGCGAGGCCAGGCAGCGGGAGCACAUGGAGAGGAAACUGAGGAUGGUGAUGCACCGAUCCGAACUGAUUAAGAAGCUGCAGGAUAAUUACGCCGAGCUGAUCGAGCUGCAAACCGAGCACGAACUGCUUAGACUCAAGCGAUACCCGAUCUUUCAUUUCAGGAUGCUCGAUGAUAAUGACGAGGAAAGAAAGAAGGAUUAA
Molecule: messenger RNA, 4875 nt
Organism: Heterotrigona itama
Lineage: Eukaryota; Metazoa; Arthropoda; Insecta; Hymenoptera; Apidae
Source: the annotation of a GenBank genome assembly